Molecule: messenger RNA, 5685 nt
Organism: Onychostruthus taczanowskii (white-rumped snowfinch)
Lineage: Eukaryota; Metazoa; Chordata; Aves; Passeriformes; Passeridae
Gene: PPIP5K1
Product: diphosphoinositol pentakisphosphate kinase 1
Exons: 32
Coding region: 253-4596 (1447 amino acids)
Biological process (GO): inositol phosphate biosynthetic process; inositol metabolic process
Cellular component (GO): cytosol
Molecular function (GO): diphosphoinositol pentakisphosphate kinase activity; 5-diphosphoinositol pentakisphosphate 1-kinase activity; inositol hexakisphosphate kinase activity
Source: RefSeq, a predicted model, not a curated record
GACGGUGAUUGGCCGGCGGCAGGGCCCGCAGCGCAGGGUGCGCUCGGAGGCCGCAGGUCUUCUUGAGCUGAAAGGAUGAACAUUGGCAAUUGGAAAAUCACUGUCACUGACCUGAGCUUUAUACUGACUUCUGGAGUCCCAGUUGAUGUUGUUGGGCUUAUGAGUCUGCAGGAGUGUCCCCUGUCCCUGUCCAUGAUUUAGACAGCGGUUGGACAUGCAUCACUAGCGGGAUGGUCGGCCACCAAAGCUGCAAUGUCGUCCCUGACGACCUCCAGUGAGGGAGAGAACUCUGCUCCCAGGUUUGUUGUUGGUUCCAGAGAUGAUGAGACAGAAUUUCUGGGAUCAAACAUGAAGACAGACGAAACUGAUUUCUUUGAAGAUGAUGAAGAGGAGGAGUCGCCUCCAGAACGGCAGAUCGUGGUGGGAAUCUGUGCCAUGACCAAAAAGUCCAAGUCAAAGCCCAUGACACAGAUUCUGGAACGUCUGUGCAAGUUUGAGUACAUCACAGUGGUGAUCAUGGGGGAAGAUGUUAUUCUGAAUGAACCGGUGGAAAACUGGCCCUCUUGUGACUGCCUGAUAUCCUUCCACUCCAAAGGAUUCCCCCUGGAUAAGGCAGUUGCUUAUGCCAAGCUGUGCAAACCAUUUCUGAUCAACGACCUUGAUAUGCAGUAUUACAUCCAGGACAGGCGUGAAGUGUAUCGGAUCCUUCAAGAAGAGGGAAUAGACCUGCCCCGCUAUGCUGUGCUCAAUCGAGAUCCUGACAGACCAGAAGAGUGCAACUUGGUGGAAGGAGAGGACCAUGUGGAGGUAAACGGAGCUGUGUUCCCAAAGCCAUUUGUAGAGAAGCCAGUCAGUGCUGAAGACCACAAUGUGUAUAUUUACUACCCGACAUCAGCAGGCGGGGGCAGCCAGCGGCUCUUCCGUAAGAUUGGCAGCCGCAGCAGCGUGUACUCCCCAGAGAGCAGUGUGAGGAAGACAGGCUCCUACAUUUAUGAGGAGUUCAUGCCUACGGAUGGCACGGAUGUGAAGGUGUACACUGUUGGGCCGGACUAUGCCCAUGCGGAGGCUCGCAAAUCCCCUGCUUUGGAUGGCAAAGUGGAACGGGACAGUGAAGGGAAGGAAAUUCGUUACCCAGUCAUGCUCACUGCCAUGGAGAAACUCGUUGCCCGUAAAGUCUGCGUGGCCUUUAAGCAAACCGUGUGUGGGUUCGACCUCCUGCGGGCCAACGGCCACUCCUUUGUCUGUGAUGUGAACGGCUUCAGCUUUGUGAAGAACUCCAUGAAGUAUUAUGAUGACUGUGCCAAAAUCCUUGGAAAUAUAAUCAUGAGGGAGUUGGCUCCCCAGUUUCAUAUCCCCUGGUCCAUCCCAACAGAGGCAGAAGACAUCCCCAUUGUCCCCACUACUUCAGGCACCAUGAUGGAGCUUCGCUGUGUUAUUGCAGUCAUCCGGCAUGGAGAUCGCACCCCGAAGCAGAAGAUGAAGAUGGAAGUGAAACAUCCCCGGUUCUUUGAAUUAUUUGAGAAAUAUGAUGGUUACAAGACAGGGAAGUUGAAGUUGAAGAAACCAGAGCAGCUACAGGAAGUGCUGGACAUUGCACGGCAGCUUGUGGUGGAGCUGGGAACCCACAGUGAUUGUGAAAUUGAGGAGAGGAAAUCCAAACUGGAACAGCUGAAGAGUGUCUUGGAGAUGUAUGGACAUUUUUCUGGCAUUAACCGUAAGGUUCAGUUGACCUAUCUGCCUCAUGGACAUCCAAAAGCUGCGAGUGAAGAUGAAGAAGCUCGCCGAGAGUGCUCCCCCUCCCUUCUCCUGGUGCUUAAGUGGGGAGGAGAGCUGACCCCGGCAGGAAGAGUCCAGGCUGAGGAGCUGGGGCGAGCCUUUCGCUGCAUGUAUCCCGGAGGCCAAGGUGAUUACGCUGGUUUCCCUGGCUGUGGCUUGCUCAGGCUGCACAGCACUUACCGCCACGAUCUCAAGAUCUACGCCUCGGACGAGGGGAGAGUUCAGAUGACAGCAGCAGCUUUUGCAAAGGGUCUGCUGGCCCUGGAAGGAGAGCUGACCCCAAUCCUGGUGCAGAUGGUGAAAAGUGCCAACAUGAAUGGUCUGCUGGACAGUGACAGUGAUUCCCUUAGCAGCUGUCAGCACAGAGUGAAGGCGCGACUGCAUGAAAUCAUGCAGAAGGAUGCUGAGUUCUGUGAAGAGGAUUAUGAAAAGCUAGCACCUACAGGCAGUGCUUCUCUGCUCAACUCCAUGACCUUUAUCCAGAACCCAGUUGAGGUCUGUAACCAGGUUUUCACCCUGAUUGAGAAUCUCACCUCCCAGAUACGGAAACGUCUGGAAGACCCAAAAUCUGCAGACCUGCAGCUGUACCACAGUGAGACUUUGGAACUGAUGCUGCAGCGCUGGAGUAAGCUGGAGCGAGAUUUCCGCAUGAAGAAUGGGCGCUAUGACAUCAGCAAGAUCCCUGAUAUCUAUGACUGCAUCAAGUAUGAUGUACAGCACAACUGUGCACUGAAACUGGAAGGCACAACGGAACUCUUCAAGCUCUCCAAAGCCCUGGCAGAUGUGAUCAUACCCCAGGAAUAUGGGAUUAAUAAGGAGGAGAAACUGGAGAUUGCUAUUGGCUUUUGUCUUCCUCUCAUUAAAAAGAUCCAGCUGGACCUACAGAGAACUCAUGAAGAUGAGUCUGUCAACAAACUACAUCCAUUGUACUCAAGAGGAGUUCUGUCACCGGGUCGCCACGUUCGGACGCGGCUGUACUUCACCAGUGAGAGCCAUGUGCACUCCCUGCUCAGCAUCUUCCGCUACGGGGGGCUUCUGGAUGAAAACAAAGACCAGCAGUGGAAGAGAGCCAUGGACUAUUUGAGUGCUAUCUCAGAGCUGAACUACAUGACCCAGAUUGUUAUCAUGCUCUACGAGGACAACAACAAGGACCCCUCUUCAGAGGAGCGUUUCCAUGUGGAGCUGCAUUUCAGCCCUGGCGUCAAGGGCUGCGAGGAGGACAGGAACAUCCCCACGGGGUUUGGCUUUCGGCCAGCCUCAGCAGAGAACGAGGACAAGAAAGCAGACCAAGGCAGCCUAGAGGACCUCUCGAGUGCGAAGGGCAGCGAUGAGCCAGACCGUGCUCGGCAGAAGUCCCCGCAGCCCGCGGAGCCCGUCAGCGUCCAGCGAAGGUCACCGCUGGUCAGGAGCCGGAAAACGGGAUCCAUGGAGGUGCUGUCUGAAUCUUCUUCUAAAUCAGGAGGUUAUCGCCUCUUCAGCACUUAUUCCAGGCAGUCUUCUGAGAUGAAGCAAAGUGGAUUAGGGUCACAGUGCACCGGGCUGUUUAGCACCACUGUGCUGGGAGGCUCCUCCAGUGCCCCCAACCUCCAGGACUACGCACGCAGCCAUGGCAAAAAGUUUGCCAGCAGCCUGACAUACAAAGACGAGCUCUUGUCUAUGCCAGCCGUAAAACGAUUUUCUGUGUCGUUUGCAAAGCAUCCGACUAAUGAUGUGUUGGAGCACCAGCACGUUGCCCAGUUGCUACGCCGUUUUUCCUCUGACUGUGCCACGAGCCGGACCAUCUCCUUGGAUGCCACCCUAGCCCAUCACCUGCAGCAGUGCUCCUACCACCUGCGCCUCUUCAGGAGCUGGCUGAUCUCAGGGCAGGAUGACUUGGAGUGUCUUUACGGUUUUGAAGGCUGUUCCAUGGUUCCCACCAUCUAUCCCCUGGAGACCCUGCACAACUCCCUCUCUUUGCGGCAGGUCAACGAGUUCCUGACAGCCGUGUGCAGGAGCUGCAGCGAGUCGCAUGUCCAGUCCACCGCAGCUUUGUUUGAUUCAAUGAUUGGGAGCCAGAUACCAGGAGACCCCUUUAUGUCCCAGCGAAUCCUGUCGUCAUCGUCCCUGCCACUGCGCCAGCGUUCGGAUAAGCCCCCUUGGUACAGCAGCGGCCCCUCCAGUACUGUCUCCAGUGCAGGCCCGUCCUCCCCAACUUCUGUGGACAACUGUGCUCGUUUCAGCUUCACUGAGAAACUUUCCACCAGCCCCCCAAAAAGUGAGGAGCAGCUGACUAGCCAGUCCCCUGAGCAGGAAGAGAGUCAAGCUCCACGCAGAGGGCUUGACGUGCAGGAGAGCAUGUCUGGGCUGUCAGUAGCAGAGCCAAGUGCCCCAGAGACCCUGAUCUGGAAUAAGGGCCCAGAGCCAGGCAGGAUUCUGGAGCUGUGCAAGGAGGAGCUGGCAGGGGAGGAUGCUGACCCAGAAGAGAAGAACAUGGGGGAGCCGAAUGAAAAAAAAUCAUCUGUGGAAAUGUUAGAGCCAAGUAACAUAGGAAACCCAAAGUGUGAAGGGUUUGACCUGGUUGGGGAGACAGUGAAGCCAGGUGAGGGGUCUGUCAGGGGAAUGACUGGCCUGGAUCAGUCGGGGCUGUCCAAGGAGAUCCUGGUGCCCUGUGAAGAGGAGCUGCUGGGAGAGGUGUUGGACCCAGAGCAUACAGGCAAGGAGCUGCCGGGGGACAGCGCUCUGUCAGAGCAGCUUCUCUCUGGUCCCCUGUGCCAGCCACUGUCUCCUGAGAAGAAUGUGGAGGAACUGCAGCUGCUGUGUCAGAAGGAUCAGCAAAUUUAGUGGCUUACUGGACAGCACACUGGAAGCACUUCUAAGCCCAAAAGCAGCCCGGCCUCCUGCAUGGCACCUCACGCAGCUGGAGGUCCGUAGCAGAGAAGAAGCCACUUCCCAGGGCCUCAGGACUCUGUGGUGUGGAAGAGAUUGCUUUGCUCCUUCACAAGCCAGCUCUUUGCCAUUCAUCAAGAAUGUUUGCCUCGUUAAAUGAACAACAAUGCAGUCAUGGUACUGGCAUGGCACCUCCAUGGAGCAGGGACAUGGUGCUGCACUGGUGUCCCAAGGGCUUUGUGCUCACUGGGACAGCAGCAUUAGAGGACUGGUACAGCCAAGGCUUUUAGGGUGGUAAGUCCAAAGGGGACAGAUCCUCCCUGGUGACCUUUUGGCCCACAGCCUUCAGAAAAAGGCAUUCUGGGCCCAAAUUAAUCAGAUCCAUCACAACCACCAACCUCCUCUCUGUUUCUUCCUUCUUCCUGUCUCAAUUCCCAUUGUUGGCCACCAAAAUCAGGUCCAGAGAGUCCAUGGUAGGAAAACUAGCGGAAGCAGAAAGCAUUCUGAAUGAGUGUGGAAAAGAAGGGUAGUGAGGGCAUCAGGUUUGACUGCCACUUGCAAGGAAACAUCCCUUUGCCAUGGCCUUGGAUGUUUCCCUGCUGGGCUGGGGCAGGAAGGAGCCUGUGGAUCCAGCCUGAGAAAGGUGUGCAGGGAAGACACAGUUAUUUUUUUUUCUCAUCCCCAAGGAUCAGGCAGGGUACAGCUCUGAGGUCUUGGUGACAGGGAUUAAAAGAAACUGCUAUUUUGAUAAUUCAGGACUAUUAGAAACCAAUAAGGAGAAAUCUUUAUUAUAUAAAAUGAAAAGUAUUUAAUGGAUAUUUAUGUAAAUGCCUUGUGAGCACAAGCCUGAGGGCGAGAUUGAUACGGGUGUCCCUGCCGCAUCCUGAGUGCCGGCCGGGGCUGUGCUUCCCACUCCUCCUGUAUUUAUGGACAAGUCUGCGUGUCUGUCUGUAGCUAGGAUCUGUGUUUUUGUGAAGCUGUGCCCAAAGAUCUCUAUGCUGUGUUGUGACAAUGUGUGUUCACAGUAAAUCUAUGCUGUGGGUC